AUGCGGUCAUCCGUCUUGCUGCUGAGUCUGUUCGCAGGCGCCAUCGGGGCCUCCCCGCUAGAGCAGCAGGUGUUGGGCGAUUCCUCUGCUGAAGAAAUACACGCGGCGCAGUUGCCGACGGGCGCAUCGUCGGCUUCCCCCUUACAUGGCCGAUUUUUACAUGUUACUGAUUUCCAUCCCGACCGAUACUACAAAUACCGCAGCGUGAGCAGUGACGAUAGCUGCCACCAUGGCAAGGGCGACGCGGGAUACUUUGGAGCCGGAGGCACCGAGUGCGACUCGCCGCUGUCGCUGAUCAACGAGACAUUCAACUGGAUCGAGCACAACCUUAAGGAUGAUAUUGAUUUCGUUAUCUGGACGGGAGACUCGGCGCGCCAUGAUAAUGACGAGCGCAUGCCGCGAACCGACGACGAGAUCUUGGAUCUAAACAACUUCAUGGCUGAGAAAUGGGUGGAGAUGUUCGGUGUCCGGAAGAACGAUAUUGGUGCCAGCGGCGUACCACCCGUCUCUGUCCCCGUUGUGCCCACCUUUGGCAACAACGACAUCGCGCCGCACAACAUUUUCCUGGAUGGUCCGAAUGUAUGGACUAGACGGUAUGCAGACCUGUGGCGCCACUUUAUUCCCGAGGAUCAGCGCCAUAGCUUCGUUGAGGGUGGAUGGUUCACUUCCGAAGUCAUUCCUGGCAAGCUGUCUGUGAUCAGUUUGAACACCAUGUACUUCUUCGACUCGAACAGUGCGGUGGAUGGAUGCGCGGACAAGUCAGAGCCUGGGUAUGAACAUAUGGAGUGGCUGCGCGUGCAGUUGGAGAUUCUACGUUCUCGCCACAUGAAGGCUAUUUUGAUCGGCCAUGUCCCACCCGCCCACACAAAGGAGAAGACCAGCUGGGACGAGACCUGCUGGCAGAAGUAUACCCUAUGGGUGAAUCGUUAUCGUGACGUCGUCGUUGGAUCCGCAUAUGGACAUAUGAAUGUGGAUCACUUCAUGAUGCAGGAUAGCCAUGACGUGGACUUUGAUUUCCUGACUGAUAAGACUACCAAGAAACGGGUAGGCAUUCAGUCUAAGACCGACUAUAUCAGUUCACUACGGGCCGAGUGGGCAGACUUCCCAUCGCCUCCCGAUGGAUUCUUUGAUGAUCUCGACUCAGCAACUGUCGAUACGCAAGAGAGUGAGAAUGUCGAUGCCCAAAAGAAGGGCAAACACGGCAAGAAGCACAAGAAGAAGAAGGAGGAGGAAAAGAAGCGCCAGAAGUUUCUGAAGAAAAUCGAAGGCCCCUGGGCUGAGCGAUACAGUGCAUCCUUGGUUUCGCCUAGUGUGGUGCCAAAUUACUUCCCUACGAUUCGUGUGGUCGAAUACAACAUCACCGGGCUAGCCAAGGCGUUUGACGACAAUUCUAUGGACUCUGCCGCCCUGCCCGAAUCCGAUGCUAGCCAAGAUGACGCCGAGAUCCUGAAGAAGAAGAAGAAGGACAAGAAGAAGAAGAAGAAGAAGCCCGACUUCAAGGUGCCCGAUGAACCUUCUUCUACUAGCCCACCAGGCCCUGCCUACUCCAACCAAGCUCUGACUUGGCUGAGCUACACCCAAUACUUUGCCAACAUUACCCAAAUUAAUGCGGAUUAUGCCGCUGGCAAAACCGACACUCACAUCGACUUUGAAGUCGAGUACAGUACUGGAGAUGAUGUAUAUCAGAUGAAGGAUUUGACGGUGCGGAGCUUCUUCCAGCUGGCUGUGCGCAUCGCAGAGCAAGGCGAGGCGGCGGCGUCGGCCACGGAUGGGGUGACGAUUACCAAAAAAGUGAAUAAAGCGUGGCAGGCUUUCCUCUCGCGUGCAUUUACCGGGUAUCUUGACGUGAAUGAAUUGAAUGACAAGGUGGAACUGGCAUGA
Molecule: messenger RNA, 1881 nt
Organism: Penicillium verhagenii
Lineage: Eukaryota; Fungi; Ascomycota; Eurotiomycetes; Eurotiales; Aspergillaceae
Product: endopolyphosphatase
Exons: 2
Coding region: 1-1881 (626 amino acids)
Biological process (GO): polyphosphate catabolic process
Cellular component (GO): fungal-type vacuole; membrane
Molecular function (GO): endopolyphosphatase activity; exopolyphosphatase activity
Source: RefSeq, a predicted model, not a curated record